This is a messenger RNA of Dothidotthia symphoricarpi CBS 119687, 2512 nucleotides long. RefSeq lists its product as uncharacterized. Gene Ontology annotation, cellular component: nucleus. The transcript is spliced from 6 exons. Bases 290 to 2338 code for a protein of 682 amino acids. Gene Ontology annotation, molecular function: RNA polymerase II cis-regulatory region sequence-specific DNA binding; zinc ion binding; DNA-binding transcription factor activity, RNA polymerase II-specific. Gene Ontology annotation, biological process: positive regulation of transcription from RNA polymerase II promoter by galactose; DNA-templated transcription. The record is from RefSeq and is a predicted model, not a curated record. Lineage: Eukaryota; Fungi; Ascomycota; Dothideomycetes; Pleosporales; Dothidotthiaceae.
GCCCUACGAUUCUUGAGCUUUACCCCUUGCGGGUAAGUUUGCGGCGACCGUGGCAGCGUACUGCCAGUCCCGACCGCCUUGUCGUGUCGAGUUCGAAGUGAUCCAUGCGAAACUCCUCGCAAUAACCAAUAACACGGAGUCUUACGCGCAUGGGCAUCUCCCACUUUUCCAUCGGCUCUUUCCCUCCGAGCGUCAUUACACUUCUCCACACCUCCCAAGCUGCCUUGCAGGAGUUCGGUCGAAUGAGAUCAGGUGGUGUCUCCUAGGUGAUCCUGGAAAGUAGUCUAUCAUGGCGGACGCUCGCCCGGCCACUUCCGUGCGGACCGCGCGGUCGCACAACAGCUGUGAUCGGUGUCGGAGCAGAAAGACAAAGUGCAUUGAUCCUGUCCCAGGGCCAUGUCGCUAUUGUGCUCGCACGGGCGCCACGUGUACUAUUGCUACACCAAGAAAGAAGCGGCCGUACUACCAUGUCACCGAAGAAGAGUAUCAAUGUUCAAUGCGUAUACUCCAGCAUUUCUUCCCAGACCGCGAGUUGAAUUUAGAAUCGCUUCGAACAAUUGUGAAAGCCAUCUCUGAUGGCUCUUUAGCUGCGUCGCCAGUUCAGAAUGCCGAUAGGCUUUUCGUGCAAAACCAAAAAGCGCCGGAAGACGAAGAAAGUCCCCAAGAUACGGAAGCUCAGGAUGUGGACGACCUACAUGAAUCCCUGGGUUGUAUGAUGAGGGACUCUCGAGGAAAAUUUCGAUAUGUUGGCAAUCACAGCGAUAUACCCUUCAAUGGCGCUGUUGGGACCUUGGGCAAUCGAACCAGAAAUCCUGCCAUCAUCGCUUCACCCAAACUUGGUUUGUACCCGCCUGCUUUGUCGGUCUCAUCGCCGUCCACAGACGCUGGUGGGGAGAUGAGCUACUACCUCCCAGCUCGAGCCUUAUGCGAUCAUUAUGUCUCUAGGUUCCUCGAAGACGUACAUUGCACUUACUGGCUAUAUCCUGUCGAGAGUCUGCUUAGGCGAGUGGAUCAAACAUACUUGGGCACGGCCCCAACGUCAGCGACAAGCUCGUGGAUGUGCUCCCUCUAUGCCAUAUUCGCCAUUGGGGCAAGUCGCCAUACAGAUUCUAACGUCUACUCACCGCAGUCGAAUCUAAAUACAUCGCUAGAUCUAAAGACCUCUGCAGAAUACCUCAAUCUUGCGAAAGAGUUGGUUCCAGCAGUAUACGAUGAAGCAGAUAUUGAUAGUAUACGCGCAUUGGCGAUUCUGAGUGUGCUUCUUGAAAACAUGUGCUCUCGAAUUAGCUCCUAUCUAUACAUAGGAGCCAGCAUUCAGAUGGCGUAUUCCCUUGGUUUACAUCGUGAUCAAACAGAAUCAGGAACAGCCAUGGAACGCGAACGAAAUCGACGAAUAUGGUGGACAUUGUUUAUGCUUGAUCAAGAAAUAGCGUCUAGAAACGGCAGUCCGACCAUCAUUGACGAGCGAAACAUGCGGAUUACCACAUUGACUCCCUCUGAGCAGAUUCUAUAUCCCGGGCUACAUACACCGCUAUCAUGGCUACCUACGCUGCUGUCUAUGUGCCACCUAAAACGAGAGAUCAUACAAGCUCUCUAUACAGAACGUUCAGCAAAGACCAUUUCCUUCUCAACAGUAUCAGAGUUUCUCCUUUCGCUUCGAAAAUGGUACCACCAGAUGCCAGCUCACCUGAACCACAACAACCUUCUGCCUCCAACACACAGACGUGCUGUGGCAGUCCUCCAUCUGCAUUACUGGAGCACUACUAUCCUCCUCACUCGCCCAUUCCUUCUCUAUCUCGUCAUCAAACACAGCACUAUUAUCUCGUCUAAGAAAACAUGGUUUGACCGAAUGGGCAAAACAUGCAUCGAUGCAGCUGAAAAAAGUCUUGCUAUAUUGCAACAGAUGGCAACCGAUGGCACGCUGUCAAGUCUUACGGCUUCUGACAGCACGUGCAUCCUGCGUCUGGUCAUGAUCUUCCUCCUCGCAUACGCACACACGAGGGUGCAUAUGUAUCGCGUGUACAUCGAUAACUGCAUGGCGCUUUGUCGUAACAUGGAGCAGAUUGGAUUCACCAAUAUGGUGACAGAGGAAACCGCCGUACGGCUCGCGGAUAUGGGAAUUAUUACCACAGUUACCAGAGCGCCGAAUGUAAAUGAGAACGAAGAUGGGAAUGAAAAUGCCACUGCGGACGUCCAUUUGGACGAUGAGCUGGUUGCCCAGAUUUGGCACGACUUUGACCCGAACUACAUGAACUCGUUGCAGUUGCAACAGAGUCUGGAUGUAACUUUUGAUGACCUAGGUGCUUUUGAUGUUAGUUCUGACCUCUGGAGUUUGUAAUUUCAUGGGAGCCAAAUUCGCCCCCCCUUCCUUGAUAGAUAUGAGUCGCUCAAGGCGUUUUCGAUUCUUUACCCGUAUACAUGGUCGGCCGAGUAUUCUUCUUAGAUACAUAUAAUAGUAUUGCUCAUGGUCCUACCCGUUGUGUGCUCCUGUUCACCUCACUGGUAGUCAUUG